AUGCCCCUCGAUACAAUUUACCUCGUCCGCCAUGGGCACCGGCUCAAUUGGACCAUCGACUACAAGACCGGCGAAUACUUCUCUCAAUUCCCCACGCCGACAGGCAACCCCGCCGACCCGACGCUGACAUCGCAUGGCGUACGGCAAUCACACGAGCUCGCCGCACAUGUCGCGAGGGCAGAGUUCCAGCCCAAGCCGUUCCGCAUCUACAGCAGUCCCUUCUAUCGCUGUCUGCAGACGAUCCAGCCGUGCGUGGAGGAGCUGAAGCGGUCCGCUGAGAAUGCGGCGGAUUUGGACGUCAGAAUUGAAAACGGUUUGGGGGAGUGGUUCGGUUCAACCACUUUCUUCGACCACCCUCUUCCGUCCCCUGCAUCGGCUCUCCAGUCGCACUUCCCAACUAUCCUGUCCGUCUCACCAGAGACAUACUACAAGCCUCACCUCCUCCCCUCACCCCGCGGCGAGACCAUCCCUGAGCUGCACGACCGCGCCGCCACGGCCCUCGCAGCUAUUAUCGCCGAUAUCGACCGCGAGAUCCAGAGCAAAGAAGCCGCCCAGUCGGCCUCUACCCCGCGUACCAGCAAGGCCAUCCUUAUCUGCUCGCAUGCCGCGACCUUGAUCGCCAUGGGCCGUGCCCUGACGGGCCGCAUGCCCGAGGACUCGAGCGAGGAGGACUUCUACGUCUUCACCGCUGGUCUGAGUACAUUCCGACGACGCCAAUCUCCUCCGAUUCCCUCUUGCGACUCUGAGCAGGGCAACGAGAACGCCCUAGCGGAAGGUACUCGCAUCCUCCGCCCGGACACGUUUGUUCCUAUCUGGAGGGACGGCUCAGGCGUAGCCGGUGGAUGGGAUUGUGUCGCAAAUUCUGAUUGCAGCUUCUUGUCGGCCGGUGCGGAGAGAGGAUGGCACUUCAGUGGUGAAGAAUCUUUCAAUACAGGGCCUAUGGCGCCGAGUUCUGCAACACCAGUAACGGCGGGGGAAUCUUCCACGACCGCGAGCUUAAAGUUGUGA
Messenger RNA from Penicilliopsis zonata CBS 506.65, 1008 nucleotides. RefSeq lists its product as hypothetical. Lineage: Eukaryota; Fungi; Ascomycota; Eurotiomycetes; Eurotiales; Aspergillaceae. The transcript has 4 exons. The coding region runs from base 1 to 1008 and encodes 335 amino acids. The record is from RefSeq and is a predicted model, not a curated record.